ACGUCGCACGAGGCGACGCAGCGACCGAAGUAAAGAUGGCGGACGUGUCGGGGAGCAAGAUGUCAGAGGAGAAAGAAGCCGAAAUUGAGCUGAAGAAAAGACAGAAACGACCGUGGGACGAGUUGCACAAGUCCGGUAAAAUUGGGAUAACUCCGGACCUACCGGAAACGUUGGGAUUCUACGAUAUAAGCGCUGUCAGGAGGAGGGAGCAACGGGAGGCAGCAGAUCCAUCGUUGACUCGCUUCAUUAGCGCCGAGCUCACCAGAGGCUACUUCCUGGAGCACAAUGAGGCAAAGUACACGGAGCGCAGAGAGAGAGUUUACACAUGCAUGCGCAUUCCCAAGGAGCUGGAGAAGCUGAUGACAUUUGGCUUCUUCCUGUGUGUGGACGCCUUCCUGUACGUGUUCACGCUGCUGCCCCUCAGGGUGCUGCUGGCCGUGCUGCGCCUCCUCACGCUGCCAUGCUGUGGCUUCAGGGCACGCACAUGCCCCUACUGCAGAAGAAGCAGGUACGCUCCUAAAGCCUAUCACGGCUUCAUACGUGUUUUCACCUUCAUCAUCCCCAGCCCUCCAAACCUUUCACCAGUUUCUCUUCAUCUCCAUUUUGUCUGUUAUUAUGCAGCUUGACUCCUCAAGUCCGCUGUGGAAGCCAGAGCCGCCAUGUUGGUUCCUCAUGAGUCUAUUUUUAUUUUUGGAAUCCUCCAGGGAAGGUUUGCUGAGAGUGCAUGCUCAUUCUCAUCUCCACGCUGCCUGUCAGUGAUACAGCUGCACAUGCUUUAUGUGGAGGGCUGCUUAUUAACACUAGAACCGCCAACGGGUCCAUUUUACCCGCAGCUGUUUUUUUAUUGUAUGUCACUUUUUUAUGUCUCCCAGUCCGUGACUUUUCCUGAAAGUGUGUUAUGUAGCACCCUCUGUUGUUAAACAUUGUCAAUAUGAAGUCAGAUUGAAAAAAUCACAAACAUUUUUUCCAUUUAUACCCAUCAGCGGGUAAUAUUUAUUACCUCAUAGAAAAUGCAGCGUACUGUAAACAUGCAGUGUUGCUAUAACAACGCCUUUUGUCUACUGCGGUUGCUUAGAGAGAGAGAGAG
Messenger RNA from Gymnodraco acuticeps, 1087 nucleotides. RefSeq names its product transmembrane anterior posterior transformation protein 1 homolog. Bases 36 to 626 code for a protein of 196 amino acids. Gene Ontology annotation, biological process: maintenance of protein localization in endoplasmic reticulum; positive regulation of cilium assembly. Gene Ontology annotation, cellular component: ciliary basal body; endoplasmic reticulum membrane. Lineage: Eukaryota; Metazoa; Chordata; Actinopteri; Perciformes; Bathydraconidae. The record is from RefSeq and is a predicted model, not a curated record. The transcript is spliced from 4 exons.